CGGCAUGGCGCUCCGGUCAAUAAAAUCGAUAGCUGGAAGCUGCCCGUAUUCCAGGCAAAGGCGGUGCAGUAGAAGAGCCGCCAUUUUCCCCGAAGGCAUCUUCCGGUGCCUUUCACCCAAGUUCGGGCAGGAGUUUCCUGAAUAACAGCGAGAGGUUUCCCUUAGCCCCGCAGGCGGCCGAUUCUGAUUCCCUUCGGCCUUCCCUGCUAGGCUCAGCCCUGGUCCGGCGACGGCUCCUAAAUCCCUGGGUCCGCCCACGCCCAGGGUCCGAGGCCGGGAAGGGAAAGGCCGUGGGGCAAGCUUCUCAGGUCCAAUGGCGCCUCCUUCUGCUCCGCUCUCUCCGCGGGGGCUAGGAGAGGCCCGACUUAAUCCGAGGCCGGGAAGGAGGUCAAGGGCUUUGAAGUUCGCGGACGUGGCCGUGUACUUCUCCCCGGAGGAGUGGGGGAGUCUGCGGCCCGCGCAGAGGGCUCUGUACCGGGACGUGAUGCGCGAGACCUACGGCCUCCUGGGCGCGCUCGGUUGCGCAGGUCCCAAGCCAUCCCUCAUCUCCUGGUUGGAGCGAAAUACCGAGGAUUGGGAACCGGCUGCCCUAGAUCCGCAGGAGUACCGGAGAGGGGUAACAGUCCAGAGAAAAACAAGAACCAGAAAGAAGAAUGGGGAAAAGGAAGUAUUCCCACCUAAGGAGGCACCCCGAAAAGGGAAGCGAGGGCGAAGGCCUAGCAAACCCCGACUGAUCCCCAGGCAGACGUCUGGGGGCCCCAUCUGCCCUGACUGUGGCUGCACCUUUCCUGAUCAUCCGGCCCUGGAGAGCCACAAGUGUGCCCAGAAUCUGAAAAAGCCUUAUCCUUGUCCCGACUGUGGGCGCCGCUUUUCCUACCCGUCCCUGUUGGUUAGUCAUCGGCGGGCGCACUCUGGUGAGUGCCCGUAUGUUUGUGACCAGUGUGGCAAACGUUUCUCCCAGCGGAAGAACCUCUCUCAGCACCAGGUCAUCCACACAGGCGAGAAGCCUUACCACUGCCCUGACUGUGGCCGCUGCUUCCGCAGGAGCCGGUCCUUGGCCAAUCACAGGACCACACACACUGGCGAGAAGCCGCACCAGUGCCCUAGCUGCGGGCGUCGCUUCGCCUACCCGUCCCUGCUGGCCAUCCACCAGCGCACGCACACAGGAGAGAAGCCCUACACCUGCCUGGAAUGCAACCGCCGCUUUCGCCAGCGCACAGCCCUGGUCAUCCACCAGCGCAUCCACACAGGCGAGAAGCCCUACCCGUGUCCGGACUGCGAGCGGCGCUUCUCCUCGUCCUCCCGCCUCGUCAGCCACCGCCGUGUGCACUCGGGAGAGCGGCCCUACGCCUGCGAGCACUGUGAGGCCCGCUUCUCCCAGCGCAGCACGUUGCUGCAGCACCAGCUCUUGCACACUGGGGAGAAGCCCUACCCCUGCCCCGACUGCGGCCGCGCCUUCAGGCGGAGCGGCUCCCUUGCCAUACACCGCAGCACGCACACGGAGGAGAAGCUGCACGCCUGUGAAGACUGCGGCCGCCGCUUUGCCUACCCCUCGCUGCUGGCCAGUCACCGGCGCGUGCACUCGGGCGAGCGGCCUUAUGCCUGUGACCUUUGCUCCAAGCGCUUUGCCCAGUGGAGCCACUUGGCUCAGCACCAGCUUCUGCACACCGGAGAGAAGCCUUUUCCCUGCCUUGAGUGUGGGCGAUGCUUCCGCCAGAGGUGGUCUCUGGCCGUCCACAAGUGUAGUCCUAAGACCCAAAACUGUAGCCCUAGAGCUGCUAUAGGAGGGCCCAGCCAGAGGAACAGCACCCUUUAGAAUGUGAAAGCCUGGCUAUGUUCACUUCAUUUCCUGGAGAGAUCCAGGAAAGGGAAGGCGGAGCCCUAGUCACAUAGGGCAGGGUCAAAACUAAAACCCAGCCCUCCUGCUCCACACGCCUGAGCGUCAGUGUAUUCCACACACCGGCUGCCUUACAGAGCGUGUCUAGAACAGUCGCCUUAUGACAGGGGACUGAUCAUUUGGUUCAAAUUUCUGAAAUAAUUUGUGUGUGUGGAUACCAGGGCUAAAAGUUCUCCCAUCUAAUUUAGGGGCUGCUUUUCUAAUUUGUGCAUACGGGGAUUAUCGUCCCCUUGCAUGCAGUCAGGAAAAUCUCAUUUGUAGGCGGCUCUCUCUCAUACCGGUCUGAAAAAGCCUGGUUUAGUUAGCCCCCUUUUACAACACUCCUGCCAGUGAUCUACUGCUUCUUUGAAAACCUCCCUUGACAGGGAACCCACUACCUCACAAGGCAGGCCAUUGCAUUGUGGGAUAGUGCUGAUGUUUAGGAGGUUAAGUUCCACAUUCUCUAUAAACAUGGCCUAAAUGUGUUUAAUACUUUAUGUACAUGGCAGCUCUUUCAGAUGACUUAAUCACAACUACUUUGCCCCUAAGUUUCCAGGUUACAUUGCACUAAAAUUAGGUUUUUGUUAUAUCUGUUUUUCAAGAUGGAGUCUCACUGUAUUGCCUAGGAUGGUCUCCAACCUCAUGGGCUCAGGCUAUCCUCCUGCCUCAGCCUCCUGAGUAGCUGGGACUACAGGUCUGUGCCGCUAACCAAACUCUCUGGUCAGGCAUUCUUUAAAGACAGUUUCAGGGCUGGAGGCAUGGCUCAAUUGGUAGAGUAACUGCUUAGGAAGUGCAGGGUCCUGAGUUCAAACCCCAGUACUGCAAAGAGGCAAAGUUUGAAUUUCCCCAUGUGUCUCUCUCCAA
Castor canadensis (American beaver) is the source of this 2740-nucleotide messenger RNA. RefSeq lists its product as uncharacterized. Gene Ontology annotation, cellular component: nucleus. The record is from RefSeq and is a predicted model, not a curated record. Gene Ontology annotation, biological process: regulation of transcription by RNA polymerase II. Lineage: Eukaryota; Metazoa; Chordata; Mammalia; Rodentia; Castoridae. Gene Ontology annotation, molecular function: DNA-binding transcription factor activity, RNA polymerase II-specific.